This is a messenger RNA of Esox lucius (northern pike), 1466 nucleotides long. It is a transcript of the gene pomk, whose product is annotated as protein O-mannose kinase. Bases 351 to 1400 code for a protein of 349 amino acids. NCBI's taxonomy places the organism in Eukaryota, Metazoa, Chordata, Actinopteri, Esociformes, Esocidae. Gene Ontology annotation, cellular component: endoplasmic reticulum membrane. Gene Ontology annotation, biological process: protein O-linked glycosylation; carbohydrate phosphorylation; protein phosphorylation. The record is from RefSeq and is a predicted model, not a curated record. The transcript is spliced from 3 exons. Gene Ontology annotation, molecular function: ATP binding; protein kinase activity; carbohydrate kinase activity.
CUUACGUGAGGACUUUUAUUCUGAAAUGUGACCCAGUAAUACGUUUUAGUGUGGCUGAAAAGAUCCUGGAAAUGUAUGAAAACGACGUGAUAGUGGGGAUACGGGGACCAAAAUAUAUGCGCAACUAGGUAAACGGGCAGGAUGUCUUCUCAUAAUGUAAAUGAAAACGUUAUUUAGCUCGCUAUCUGCUAAUAAACUGGCAGUUACUACGUAAUUUUUACCGUUUUCAAUACUUUAUAACGUUUGAUAGUUAGCCUGCAGCAGCGACAAAGACCUAGUUAGGUAAUUGCUGACCUCCCUUGAACUGCAGAAGUUGAGUGUACAAUUUGAUGCAGGCGCAGGACUGAAGCAUGGCCUGGAACAAGAGCGCUACCUCCCGCGGUGUCCCGGUGGUGCUGGUGUGUCUCGCUGCUCUGCUACUGGGCAACGUUGUCAUCUAUCUGUACCUGGACUCACUGCAGGAACGCGGCCACGGACACCCUCACCUGUCUCCUCACGGGGACUGUCGGCCACGUCACUUCAGGAUGGCCAACAUGAAGAACUGUUCGCCCUGGCUGGAGUGCACGCAAGUGCGCGCGGAGGUCCGCAAGUUGAAAAUGAUUGGCCAGGGAGCCGUAAAGCAGGUUUUCCUGUCUGAGUGGAAAGGUUACAAAGUUGCACUAUCCAAACUGUCCUCCCCGGAUUACCGAGAGGACUUCCUCCACGGGGUCUCCAUGCUACAGGCACUCCAGGGACCCCACGUGACUGUGCUGGUGGGCUGGUGCCAGGAGGACCACACCCUGGUCACAGAGUACCAUCCGCUGGGCCCUCUGCUCAGUCUGGAGGCCGUGCUGAACCAGGACAGGCACCGGGUUCGGGACACGUGGCAGACCCGGUUGAGGCUGGCGCUGGACUACGUCUCCAUCCUCCACCACUUGCACACCGGCCCGGCCGGGACCCGGGUCAUGUGUGACUCCAGUGACCUGGAGAAGACCACGUCGCAGUUCCUGCUGACCAGCGACUUCCGCCUGGUGGUCAACGACCUCGAUGCCCUGCCGGAGGUUGGGGCCCCUGGGGGUCCGCUGGUGAAAUGCGGCCACCGGGAGCUGACGGGGGACUUCGUGGCACCGGAGCAGCUGUGGCCCCACGGCAAAACACGCCCGUUUUCUGACGAGCUGAUGCCGGGGUACGAUGAGAAAACAGACAUUUGGAAAAUUCCAGACGUGACACGUUUUCUGAUGGGGAGGGUGGCGGGAGGUGACAUAGCCCACUUCCACCUCUUUCAGAUCCACGCGGAGUGUAAAAGGAGAGAACCCCACCUUCGCCCCUCCGCAAAAGAUGUCCUGAGCGUGUACAGAUCCGUCUACUCCACCAUGACGAGGGACAGUCCAGGCCCUGGUGGCUCCAGAGACAUGCUUUAACUUUCUCUUUGUACUGACAAGAAACUGGGUGUUGUGAUAAAUAAAAUAUGUUUGUUUACCAUUUGA